This is a messenger RNA of Raphanus sativus (radish), 1398 nucleotides long. Its product is annotated as protein FMP32, mitochondrial. The transcript is spliced from 7 exons. The record is from RefSeq and is a predicted model, not a curated record. Gene Ontology annotation, cellular component: mitochondrion. Bases 365 to 1129 code for a protein of 254 amino acids. Lineage: Eukaryota; Viridiplantae; Streptophyta; Magnoliopsida; Brassicales; Brassicaceae.
GGGAAACGUGCCCAAUUCGGAAAGAAGGACAAAAGCUUCACGCUUUCUCUCUCUCUCUCUCUCUAUAUAUCAUCGUGGUCCGUCUGUUUCUGUUGAUGGUACAGAGUCGUCGUAGCGAUUUCAAUUCGAAAAAAGAAACCAGAGAAUAUCCAUACGAACAAUCCUCUCACCAAACCCCAUCUUCAAAGUUCUCACCUUUUUCUCUUGAUCGUCGCGAGAUUCAUCAUCAUCCUUACCCAAUUGGGAAACUUCUUGUCUUUUUUAUACUCAUCACCCCAUCAUCCUUAUUACAACCCGGUUUACCCGAUCUAAAACCUGUGAUCGAUUGAAACUCUACGGCUUCCGAGUUUUUGCAUCAAAUUGAAUGGCCGGUUACGCGAGUUAUCUACGAUUGGCACGACUUGGAACCGGUUCGGCUGUAAAUUUAUCGACUCUCAGAUCAAUCGGUUCACCGAACCCGACAUUUGACCGGACUCUCUUCGAUCACCACGACAUUCUUCGUUCAUCAUCAUCAUCAUCUCCUCUGUACAUGUACAGACAAUCAAACUCCAGAUUCAUAUCUCAACUUGUCAAAACCAAUGGCAAACGUUUGUAUCUCGUCGACACACUCGCUUUGGUAAGGAGCUUAGAAGCACAAGGGUUGCCUUCAAAGCAAGCAGAGGCUAUCACAGGUGCUAUAACUGAGGUUCUGAAUGAUAGCUUAGGAGUUGUUUCUCAGUUGGUUGUUUCCAAGGGUGAGAUGCAGAAAGCUGAAAUGACACAGGAAUCAAACUUAUCCAAGUUCAAAAGUGAAAUUAACAGUUCUCUGGACCACCAUUUCUCUUUGCUGCAACACGAGAAUGAGAAACUCCGCAAUGACAUUGAACGUAUCCGCACUGAUAUAAGGCACGAGAUCGACAAAGUCACUGCAGGACAACGAUUGGACCUGAAUCUUGAAAAAGGGAGGAUAAGAGAUGAGCUAACGAAUCAAAACGCCGAAACCUCUAACCUUACAAACAAACUUGACCGUGAGAUUCACACUUUGAGAGCUCAGUUGGAAGCGGCCAAGUACGAGGUGAUCAAGUAUUGUAUCGGUACACUUGUCUCCAUCUCAGCCGUUGGUCUAGCUGUCCUCCGGAUCGUCAUGUGAUGUGACUCUCCAUCGUUGACCAACACCAUCAUCUUUGCUGUUUUUAACUAUUUCGGAUGAUUAUCUUGGUCUGCUCUCUACAUCUUGUGAAUUAUUCGUAUGUUGUAGUAUAUUAUAUAUGACGAAAGAAAGAAAGAAAGAAAAGAAUAACUAAUUUAUGAGAUUUGCGAUCAACGUUUAUGAUGAUGUUCUUCCACCUGUAUGAAGAAUAGUUUGGUUGUAUGCAUACAUUAUUAUUGGAUGUGGAAAGUUGUUCUUGUGAUGACGAA